UGCACAACCUCCUUCUGUAAGCCUGUUCCACUUUAAUCCAUCUGCACCUUCAUCUCCUGAUUAACUGCAGCUUUUCCUGUUGUAGCUGUGAACAGUUCUGCGGUGAAAAAUGUCCGAAUUUGAAGAGUUCGAGAAACAGCUGAGCGAAAACAGGCAAGAGAGAGAGAAGGAGAGGCACAGGAAAAGGAGCUGGAGUGGGGACAAACAUCACAGCAGAGAAAAACGCAAAAGUCGUGAUCGCAGGAGCAGCUCCAGAGAUCAUAAAAAACACAGUCAUUCUCCACGGAGAACAAGAAAGAAAAAAGCAUUCAAAUACUGGGAUGUUCCUGCACCAGGAUUUGAACACACCACACCGCUGCAGUACAAAGCUAUGCAAGCUGCUGGCCAGAUCCCCAGCAUAGCUCUGCUGGCUACAUCCAGUAUAGCAGGAAUGGCUGUGACAGCAGCACACGUGCCUGCUGUUGGCAGCCAAAUGACCAGACAAGCGAGACGUCUGUAUGUUGGCAACAUACCAUUUGGAGUCACAGAGGAAUCAAUGGCAGAGUUCUUUAAUACUCAGAUGAGAUUUGUUGGACUUUCCCAAACACCUAGCAACCCUGUGCUUGCAGUGCAGAUCAAUCAGGAUAAGAACUUUGCCUUCCUUGAGUUUCGAUCUGUAGAGGAAACCACACAGGCCAUGGCGUUUGACGGAAUCAACUUUCAGGGGCAGGCACUGAAGAUCCGGCGUCCUCAUGACUAUCGACCUCUGCCUGGCAUUUCUGAGCAGCCUGCUUUUCAUGUACCAGGGGUUGUAUCCACAGUUGUACCAGAUUCUCCCAAUAAACUCUUCAUUGGAGGUUUGCCGAACUAUCUUAAUGACGAUCAGGUUAAGGAGCUUUUGACAUCAUUUGGACCACUCAAAGCCUUCAACCUUGUCAAAGACAGUGCUACAUCACUGUCCAAAGGCUAUGCUUUCUGUGAAUAUGUGGAGAUUGGUGCCACUGACCAGGCAGUGGCAGGGCUGAACGGAAUGCAGCUUGGUGAUAAAAAGCUCAUCGUCCAGCGUGCCAGUGUCGGAGCAAAAAAUGCAAAUUCAACUGCGAUCAUAGAGAGUCCGGUGAGCCUGCAGGUUCCAGGGUUGCAGAGGCUACAGAACUCUGCCAUGCCCACCGCAGUGCUCUGCCUCCUCAAUAUGGUGCUCCCCGAAGAGCUGCUUGAUGAUGAUGACUAUGAAGAGAUCCUGGAGGACGUCAGGGAGGAGUGUUGUAAAUACGGGAGAGUGCGUUCCAUUGAGAUCCCUCGACCUGUCCAUGGAGUGGAAGUGCCUGGCUGUGGGAAGAUAUUUGUGGAGUACGGAUCAGCAGCAGACUGUCAGAAGGCCAUGCAGGCUCUUACUGGACGGAAAUUUGCUAAUCGUGUCGUAGUCACCAAGUACUACGAUCCAGACUUGUACCACAGACAUGAAUUCUGAAAGAUGCCAGGAGGACAAGCUGAAUGUUCAGAUUAUAGUUUCUGACAGACAGGACGAAGAAGACAGUUUUUACUUUCACACAUUUUGUAUUACGUACAGGGUUGAUGUGAGUAGAACAGUGUGAAAAUAUUUGAGCAACAUUACAUCAUAAAUAACAAAUUUCACAACAGAUUUUUUAGAAUUCAUCAUUUGAUAAGAUUAAAUGUGUCAGAAUGUAUAGUUUCUGUUAAAACGGAAACCUAGCUGGUUUUUCUAUCAUUAUUUCCACUGAACUAAUUAUAUUUACAGAAGACAAAUAAUAAAAUAGUUAACUUAUAUGUAUUACGUCUUAUUCAGGCCCAUAUUCUUCAAGCCUCACAGAAUCACUCUUAAAGUGUAUUUAUUGUGAUGAAAUAAUUGUGGGAAUGUUGUGAGAGAUACUGUAGGUACUUAAAAGAAUUUAAUUGUUCUAAAUUUAUUGUUACGUGAUGGUACCAGAUCGUCCCAUCUUCUCUCAUCCUAACAACCCAACAUGGCAAAGAUUUUAAGCUCUAGUGAUGUACAUACCACGUAAAAUCCAAGAUCGGUCAAAACAGCUUUAACCCACUCAUUAACCACAUUUAGGCAGUCUGGUACAUUUCUCUGAAGCUGAAAGGUGUGUGCUUUGUGUCUAAAUUUACUCAAACAUUAUCCCAGACUUGAGAGACCACCCACAUUAGUAAUCGUGGUGGACAUUUUAUUCUAAGUAGGAGCAGAAGUACGUAGCUGUGAUUUUUAUGAUGCUCGAUGAAUAUUGGCUCAGAUCUCUAAUGCAGUAAAUUCAUUGUGUUUUGUUGCAGAUUAAAACCUGGUAUGAUUCAUUUGUAAAAGCCAAAAUGCCAACGAUGCUGUUAUAUGUCAGAUAAAACAUUUGCUGCUUCUUAUAUUUAUUGAAAGGGGAAAAGAAGUGUGUUUGUAUGCGUAUUCAAAAUCUACUAAGAGUGUAAAUAUUGAAUUACAGAAAGACUCACAAGUAUAUGUGUGUGAGAAAAAAUAAUUGUAUAUAAUUGUAUUUAUACUCUUGAUCAGUAUUUAUUAUGAGUAUUUUGCACCUCAAGUUUAAAUCAGAUUCCAGAUUUUGUCAUGCUUCAGUGAGGUAUGUAGAUUUGAGCUGAUUGAAGUAAACACUAAUAGAAGUUGCAACAGAGAAACCCCAGCAAUUUACUUUAUUCAAGUCAUAUUCAUGUUAUACAUCAUGUUUGAACUAUGAUACACUCACAUUAAACAGGCUACACAAAUAAACUGAGAAUCUGCAAACCUUAAUCGUGUUACAACAAAACUGUUCCAAAAUUAAACAAUGCA
Molecule: messenger RNA, 2770 nt
Organism: Tachysurus vachellii
Lineage: Eukaryota; Metazoa; Chordata; Actinopteri; Siluriformes; Bagridae
Product: splicing factor U2AF 65 kDa subunit-like
Exons: 11
Coding region: 110-1450 (446 amino acids)
Biological process (GO): mRNA processing
Cellular component (GO): nucleus; nuclear speck; U2AF complex
Molecular function (GO): pre-mRNA 3'-splice site binding; poly-pyrimidine tract binding
Source: RefSeq, a predicted model, not a curated record